GUGAGAACCUGGCUCGUAUAGCGCAGGUUCAUGCUAUAUACCUACAGCCUAGAGUAUUCAUAUAAUCUCUAGUUAGGGGCACAGAUCCAUAGUGUCACAAUCCUUUCAGGGAUCUUAGUUAAAUUCAACGCGGAAUAGAAUCCCUUGAUUCCGCUCACAUGGAUCUCUUCAGUUUAUUCCUUUUGGGAAACCCUACUCUCACUCAAUAAGAAGGGUUGAGUCGGUGUUACCAUUGUAUCGGUAGGUAUGUAUGGGGCAGCGGUGCCUCCACCUGUCUCCUCCAGUAUGCAUCCCUCCAUGGAAUACAACAUGACGGUCCCGGUCGCAAUGCCGCAGUUCGACUACGGUGUGGUUAAUGGGCCCUCAAUGGAUAUGGUUAUGAUGGGAGGGAACCAUUCAGCCCCGCCUCUACCUCUUGUUCAUCCAUCUCAAUCCUACCUACCUAACACACAGGGAUACAAUCAGUACUCUGUUACAAGUCAGACCUAUGCCCCUACUCCUCUUACUAGCACCUACACCCCUUCCUACUCUGCUCACCCUAAUCCGGGAUACAUGUCGAUGUCCCAGCAAAUGCCGGCUUAUGAUCAAAUGUCUAUGAUGAAUACUUCACCCUACAUAUCUACCAUGCAACCGCAACCUCAUCAGGUUAUGCAACAUCAGCAAAUGGGUCAACAGCAAAACCUACAGCAGCAGUCAAUGCAGCAACCACAAUCCAGCCUUCCCCCCUCACUUCCACAGCAGGGUAUUCAACAGCUCCCCAACAACCAGAUGAUCGUUAACACGCACCAACAGCAAUACGAUGCACAACAGCAGAUGCAGCUUCAACAUAUUACGGGACAACAGUUGCCUUCACAGCAACAGCUGGCUCCUCAACAACUCUCACAAUCGAUGCCACCUCAACAGCCACCACAGCAGCAGCAGCAACCGCUUGCAGGAUCCGGAGGCGCUGGAACCCCGGAUGGAGGGGGACAGGCCCCGGACGGAGGAUUAACUCAUGAUCAGCUGAAGCAAAUGUUACAGAAUCAGCUUGAAUAUUACUUCUCAAGGUAAUACUAUAUGUCUCUGGGUU
Eurytemora carolleeae is the source of this 1069-nucleotide messenger RNA. Its product is annotated as PAX-interacting protein 1. NCBI's taxonomy places the organism in Eukaryota, Metazoa, Arthropoda, Copepoda, Calanoida, Temoridae. The transcript is spliced from 3 exons. Bases 247 to 1050 code for a protein of 267 amino acids. The record is from RefSeq and is a predicted model, not a curated record.